Penicillium arizonense is the source of this 2262-nucleotide messenger RNA. RefSeq lists its product as uncharacterized. The transcript has 8 exons. Gene Ontology annotation, biological process: ergosterol metabolic process. NCBI's taxonomy places the organism in Eukaryota, Fungi, Ascomycota, Eurotiomycetes, Eurotiales, Aspergillaceae. The record is from RefSeq and is a predicted model, not a curated record. Gene Ontology annotation, molecular function: hydrolase activity; ergosterol O-acyltransferase activity. Gene Ontology annotation, cellular component: endoplasmic reticulum membrane. The coding region runs from base 1 to 2262 and encodes 753 amino acids.
AUGAACCCAACCGAUUUGAAUGGACAACUAGCCUCAGCCCCAAGCUCGCCUAGCUCUCCCUCUUCAAGCUCGGAUGACCUCGUUGAUUCCACUCGACAAAUUGUCUCGGUAAAGCUUCGGGGAACUGACAAUGCUGGUCAAUAUCUGCUCACUGCAGAGGACGCGGAGCUCUUACGGGAUAUCCUCAAACAUAACCUCUCCUUUGAAAAGUCAGGAUCAUCUCAGAAACCACGCUUCAGGUUCCGAGACUUGGAAUUUACAAGACAACUCAGUACCUUUGACCGCCAGAAUUUGACCUUCAGUUCAUCUGAGUUCCAUGGCUUCUUUGUGCUCUUCUGGAUGGGGGUGGCCCUGAUGCUGCUCAAGGUUGUGGCCAACAACUGGAGAAUACAUGGCACCAUUUGGGGCAAGAACGAGAUUAUUCGCCUCAUGUUCGCUAAGGACGUCUUGGUCCUCGGACUGACAGACUUGGUCUUAUGUUGGUCUACGGUGUUCUGUCUGGUGGUCCAGCGAGCGGUAUUCAAAGGGUACCUGCGUUGGAGUGGCUCUGGUUGGCUGAUCCAAAAUAUCUGGCAGACGACAUAUCUGGCUGCCAUUACAUGGUGGACAUAUCAUCGGGAUUGGCCAUGGACACACACUGUCUUUACAGUGCUGCAUUGCUUGACCAUGCUGAUGAAACAGCAUAGUUAUGCUGCUUACAACGGGUACCUGUCGGAGUUGUACCGGAAACGAGAGAUGCUGAAGACAAGUCUCUCCCAGUUGAACAAUCUAAGCAGAAACAACGAUUUUGUGGGAAAGGCGCAUACCUCUGCCGUUGAUACAGAGGUUGAUGCCGAAAUCACUGAUCUCAAAAGAAAUGAUUUCCGGCGGCGGUCCUCCAACCUCAAGAACUAUUCCCGUGACCCCGAGACCGACCAGCUCAUAUCUCUCGUCGAAACCACCGAGCACGGGGUAUCUCUUCAACCAGAUCAGGUGAAAUCCCUGAAAGAGCUGCUAGAGCGAGAAUUCGAAAUCCUAUCCGAGGGACUACAAGGCAGGUGUUCAUUGACAUCCAAUUACUAUCCGCGGAAUUUGACCUUGAAGAACUUCUGCGACUUUAUCACAUUGCCCACGUUGGUAUAUGAGCUCGAAUACCCGCGCACAGACAAGAUUGAUUGGGUUUAUGUGGCAGAGAAGACCGCGGCCACAUUCGGCAUCAUUGUGGUCAUGAUUGCUGUCUCUCAGUCGUGGAUAUAUCCGGUGGUGAUGUCCACUGUGCGAAUGAAAGAGGAAGGGUUGACGGCGCAGCAGAGACUCCAGGAAUUCCCCUGGGUUCUGAGCGACUUACUCUUCCCUUUCAUGAUGGAGUAUCUGCUGGCAUUCUAUGUGAUUUGGGAGUGUGUUCUUAACGCUUUAGCUGAAAUCACCAUGUUUGCUGACCGGGGAUUCUAUGCAGAUUGGUGGAACUCGGUCUCUUGGGAUCAGUUUGCACGAGAUUGGAACCGCCCUGUCCACAACUUCUUGCUCCGGCAUGUAUACCACAGCUCCAUCAGCGCCUACCCUUCCUGUUGCACUGUUGGCGUCAAGCAUGAAGGCGAGGCCAAGGGCGAAUUCCAACAAAUCGGCGAUGUCGAGGUCUACAUCUCACACCCCGCAGAUCGUUCUACCCAGCGUGCUAUUCUGCUACUCACUGAUGUGAUCGGCCAUCGGUUCAUUAAUGCCCAGUUGAUUGCAGAUCAGCUAGCAGCAAAUGGCUACUUUGUUGUCAUGCCGGACCUGUUCCACGGCGAUCCGGUGCUGUUGAACCGCCCGGCUGGUUUCGAUCUGAUGGCCUGGCUGAAGGGUCCCCCUGGCCAUCCACCUAGCCGCGUGGAACCCGUGAUACAGGCAGUUUUGAAGGAAAUGAAGUCCAACUUGGGCUGUAAACGAGUCGGUGCUAUCGGAUAUUGCUUUGGGGCAAAGUAUGCCGUCCGACUGCUUCAGCCUGGUCUUUGUGAUGUUGCCUAUAUUGCUCACCCCAGUUUCGUCGAGGCAGAAGAGCUCCAGGCAAUCAAGGGCCCUCUCUCUAUUGCUGCUGCGGAGACCGAUUCAAUCUUCCCGACCUCGAAGCGCCAUGAAUCCGAGGAGAUUCUGCUCAAAACCGGCCAGCCAUAUCAGAUCAACUUAUUCAGUGGUGUUGAGCAUGGUUUCGCUGUCCGCGCAGACAUCACCAAACCAACAAUCCGCUUUGCCAAGGAAGCUGCUUUUAUGCAAGCCACUGCUUGGUUCAACCAAUAUCUCUAG